UCACGCGAGAAUACACAAACCGCGCGAUGUUUGGGCGGGUUUAUUAUAAUCCCGUUAGCAAUUUAUGUCUCACUAAUCUUUUUGCUUGGUAUGACGACGAUCCAUAUAGCGCUUGCUGUCGAUAUCGCGAUUUGAAGAGGGACGUUAUCUUGCAAACACAGUGAAGAUGCAACCUGCAACAGCCAAGUGGUACGACAGACGGGACUCUGUCUUUAUAGAGUUCUGCGUGGAAGACAGUAAAGACGUGCAUGUCCGUUUUGACAAGACUAAACUUGAUUUCAGCUGUGCCAGCGGAACGAAUAACAUCAAACAUCAGAAUGUAGUGGAACUUUAUCGGGAGAUUGACCCCAAAGAAUCUAAACACAGACGCACAGACAGGUCUGUGUUAUGCUGUUUACGAAAAGUGGAGACUGGGAAGGCGUGGCCUCGACUGACCAAAGAUAAGACGAGGAGCAAUUGCCUCAGCGUGGACUUCAAUAACUGGAAGGAUUGGGAAGACGACUCAGAUGAAGACUUAAACAGUUUUGACAAGUUUUCAGAGAUGAUGAACAGCAUGGGAGGUGAUGAUCUACCCGACCUAGACUGUGGUGAUGAAGAGCACGACAUCGCAGACAGUGACGAUGAAAAAAUGCCUCGCCUUGAAUAGAAGACUGCACCUUGUGAGUUAAAGUGUAAGAGUUGGUCGAAGUCGGCGGUAGAGAGAGAAGACCAAAGAAAGUCCUGACUCGGACUGAAAGCACCACAACACAGGAGCUGCUCCUCUUCUCUUCUUCUGCCUGGACUCUUACCACUGUGUUGCGUUCUUCUCCAUUCACCUACAUGCAUGCACAGGGAUGUCACUUCCCUUUGUCAUUUUAACUUUUCAGUCGAAAUGCUCCUUUUUUUUACGGACACCUUUUCUCUCGUUAUAUUUUGUCAUGCAAAUUGCACAUACAGUAUUUACUUUGAUCAGGGAUGAAAGUCCUCCUGAUUUUCACAUUUUAAUGAAAAUGUCACCGGAGAAUUGUGAGGAAAAAUUGCCUAAAAUGAAUCCGGGUAUUAUUUGACAACAUUGAACGAACACGUGUUUGAGUUCGUUGUUUUGCUUUCACGAGUGUAGCCAUAUCGAGGCACUAACACUAGUAACAGUAAAGAGAUUUUUGUUUGUGUUUGUUUGUGUAAUAAUGAUAAUGAUGGCGUUUGACUCAUGCUUUAGUAGAACGAAUGGCAACUCGCAACUACAGUAGCAAGCGGCACGUUGCCUCUUGGGUUAUACCAUCUCAACUAGAACGGGAGGGGGUAGUCCCCAAACAACUUUCGUCUCUUUAUAAACACACUUGCUAAACCCCAGUGGAACAAAUCAAAGACGCCGUGGACAAGACAGUUUUUGUCGUAAAAAUAUAUAUUUGGACAAAAAGGGGAAAACAGAAUGGCAGAAAAACAUGGGCGUCCGACUUCGAGUGUCGUCUCUCGAAGUCGGACUCUGUCAGUUUAGCUGUUGUCGACUUGUCGUGUGUGACGUAGGUUGCGUUGGCGCUGAUUGGUUGAAAUCAAAAGACGCGCUUGUGUACAUAUUCGUGCUGAGAGCAGCGGACGAUCCACUGCUGAGGAGCGCUUACUCGAGUGGCAUCGCCACAACAGUAAUACCCUCGCCUCGCAUUCUCAUGGCCUCGCCAUAUCGGAGAUUUUGAAAUGUCGGCAAGAACGGAAGAUACAAAGGGUGCACGUGUGCACGCAAGAGGAAGAUUAAUCAUUGAAUGUCGAGUAUAUGAAUAGCGUUUUGUGUAAACUAAUUCACCCGUGAUCAGCCAGAAUUUUCAGGAAAGUCCACUUUCAUCUCUGGAUAAUAUACAAAUGUUAUCCCCCAUUUGUAUGUCACUGUCGACAAAUAUUUCACAACAACAGUUAAGUUCAUUUCAACCAAUGUAAAAAACAAGUUCACGUGCAAAUGA
Molecule: messenger RNA, 1931 nt
Organism: Hippocampus zosterae (dwarf seahorse)
Lineage: Eukaryota; Metazoa; Chordata; Actinopteri; Syngnathiformes; Syngnathidae
Gene: ptges3a
Product: prostaglandin E synthase 3a (cytosolic)
Exons: 8
Coding region: 167-646 (159 amino acids)
Biological process (GO): prostaglandin biosynthetic process; telomere maintenance via telomerase; telomerase holoenzyme complex assembly
Cellular component (GO): nucleus; cytosol
Molecular function (GO): prostaglandin-E synthase activity; protein-folding chaperone binding; Hsp90 protein binding
Source: RefSeq, a predicted model, not a curated record